GCAGGUGUCUCAUGUGGCGGUGAAAGCAGAAAAUGUGAUUCUUUUGCACCAAACAAGUUUUGUUUAUUUACGGAAUUUCAAGAAAUGCCGCUCUUGGAAUAUGAAAAAGAAAUAUUUUUGAAUUGCUUCCACGACGAUGGAUUACUUAUUAUGUCACAGGGCCUUGGUCUUGAAAGAAUAUUGAUAAACCUAAUAAAAGUCUACUGUGACCCUGGAAAUCUUGUCUUUGUGCUGAAUAAUAAUAAUGUGGAAGAGGAUUACAUUUGUGAUCGUCUAAAGUCUGAUGGUGUGAAGGAAAUACCUAAAGUCGUAACAAAUGAAUUCACUGCACCAAACAGGCAGAAAAUUUACACAGAAGGAGGUGUGUUGUUUGUGACUUCACGGAUUCUUGUCGUUGACUUUCUCACAGAAAAUAUUCCAGCCAACCUCAUCACAGGCAUUAUCGUCUGUAAAGCUCACAAAAUCUUGGAUUCAUGCCAGGAAGCUUUUAUUCUCAGACUUUACCGACAGAAAAACAAAACUGGUUUUAUCAAGGCCUUUUCUGACCGGCCUUCUGGUUUCACAACUGGUUUUGCCCAUGUUGAAAACGUAAUGAAAAAUCUUUUUCUCAAGAAACUGUUCUUGUGGCCACGGUUCCAUGCUAAUGUUGCAAGCUGCUUGGAUAAACAUAAGAUAGAGGUUGUUGAGCUGCACAUCCAGAUGACGAGUACAAUGGUUGCUUGCCAAACGGCCCUUCUUGAUCUUAUUAAUUCCUGCAUCUCUGAUCUCAAAAGAUAUACCUCUGCCAUUGAUUUUGAUGAGAUAACAGUGGAAAAUGCGAUUGGCAAGUCCUUUGAUAUUAUGAUUCGACAUCAACUGAAUCCUAUUUGGAACCAGCUCAGCAGCAAAGCCAAGCAGAUUGUCUCUGAUCUCAAAACCUUGAGGAUGAUUAGCCAGGAUUUGACCCAAUAUGACUGUGUCACAUUUUUUAGUGUGGUGAAUUCUAUUUGUACAAGUGAGAAAACAUUUGGGGAAAAUUCUGGUUGGCUUUUUCUGGACUCAGCUGAUAGUCUGAUUGUGAACUCAAAGAUGAGGGUUUACAAAACUAACAAAAGCUCUAAAAAGAAGGAAGAUUCUAAACUGAAAGGUGUUGCAUCUGAAAACAGAGAAAAUGAGAAUGUUCCAGACUUGGAAAUCCCACCCAAAUGGACUGGUUUGUCAGAAAUCCUGGCUGAGAUUCAGAAUGAGAAUGCUGAACUGGAUCCCGACUUUGGGAGAGGAAAAAUCUUAAUUGUAGCUGAAGAUGACCGAACUUGUAGUCAACUGAGGGAGUUUUUAUCAAAAGGUGGAAAGAAUACUCUAGCUUCUCUCUACAACAGAUAUUUGGCUUCAAAAGGCAAAUAUAUGGAAGUUACAUCUCCAAAGAAGAAGAAACAAAAAUUAACAAAAACAAAACCUACCAAAGAAGCAACUUUAGUUGAGUUGACAGAAAUGGAGCCAGAGGAGAUAGCUUCAAGGUUAAACACUGAAGAGGAAUCCAAUGAAGAAGAGAAUUUCAGGUGUUCUUCGCAGGAUGCUUACUAUGGAAUCCUUUCACAACCAGCUGUCAUAAUCCAUCCAAUCCAUGGUGGCUCUGAUUCUCUUGGAUUGCAGCGUACUCUCUGGGAGAUAAACCCACAUUAUGUAAUCCUGUACGAUUCCUGCAUGAAGUUUGUGAGAGAACUGGAGGUCUAUCAUGCUACAAGGCCACAUGUUCCUUUACGGGUCUACUUCUUAAUAUAUAGCAAUUCUGUUGAAGAACAACAGUAUCUAACUACUCUUCGUAAAGAAAAAGAAGCCUUUGAGUUCCUUAUCAAAGAAAAGGCUCUAAUGGUAAUCCCAGAAGAGAGAGAUGGGAAGCUUGAAAAUGAUCCUAACUUGCAUGCAGUUUCUGCACUCCAAGCCCCUACUUCUUCUCGUAAAGGAGGAAUGGAAGUGAAAGCAGAAAAUCACAAGAUCAUUGUUGAUAUGCGUGAAUUUCGCAGUGAACUACCUUCAUUGUUGCAUCGACGAGGUAUUCAUAUAGAACCUAUUACGUUAGAGGUUGGAGAUUACAUUUUGACCCCUGACAUCUGCGUUGAAAGAAAAAGCAUAAGCGAUUUGAUUGGUUCACUCAGUAAUGGACGUCUGUACAACCAGUGUGUUUCCAUGAGCCGACAUUACAAGCGACCGGUUCUUCUUAUAGAGUUUGAUACCAAUAAAUAUUUUUCAUUAAACAAGUACCAGUUGGAUAACGACGUCUCCAUUCGUGACAAUACCUCACGCCUUGCUCUCCUCACUCUUCAUUUUCCAAAUCUCCGAAUACUUUGGUGUCAAAACCCUUAUGCAACAGCUGAAUUGUUUCAUGAAUUAAAGGUUGGAAGGGAACAGCCUUCUGCCUCUGCUGCCGUUGCUGUGAGUGAAACAACAGACUAUAUUGAUAAAUACAACCCAAAACCUCAGGACUUUCUUCUGAAAUUACCCGGAGUCAAUUUGAAAAACUAUCGGCUUAUUAUGAACAAAGUGACGAAUAUUUAUGAAUUGAGUCAGCUGACUGAGGAAGAACUGACGAAGAUUUUGGGCAAUGCUAGCAAUGCACAACAGUUGUUAAGAUUUCUAAGGUCAAAAGCAGAUGGUUUGCAUCAGGUAGGCCUUUUUUCAGCGCCAAGUAAACCAGAGAAAAAACGGCCAUUUAAAAGAAAAUUAUGAAAUAAAUGAAGUUGAAGACAAA
Messenger RNA from Octopus sinensis (East Asian common octopus), 2728 nucleotides. RefSeq names its product DNA repair endonuclease XPF. The transcript is spliced from 22 exons. The record is from RefSeq and is a predicted model, not a curated record. The coding region runs from base 85 to 2706 and encodes 873 amino acids. Gene Ontology annotation, cellular component: nucleotide-excision repair factor 1 complex. NCBI's taxonomy places the organism in Eukaryota, Metazoa, Mollusca, Cephalopoda, Octopoda, Octopodidae. Gene Ontology annotation, biological process: double-strand break repair via homologous recombination; nucleotide-excision repair involved in interstrand cross-link repair; resolution of meiotic recombination intermediates. Gene Ontology annotation, molecular function: single-stranded DNA binding; damaged DNA binding; single-stranded DNA endonuclease activity.